AUGGAGUUCACUACAAUCAAGAUUGUGGCUCUGUACAUGGUGUUUUCUUUUGUUAUGGGAGCCGAACAAGGCGGAUAUUCGUCCAUAAAAACGGAUGCCGAGGCUCUUCUCUCCUUCAAGAAGAUGAUUCACAGUGAUCCUAAUGGAGUUCUGUCAGACUGGCAGCUUAAGAAAGAUCCAUGUAAUUGGUAUGGAAUUACAUGCAAUCUUGGAAGAGUGACAGCUCUUGAUCUUGCUCAGUCUAAUCUUGUUGGUCAACUCUCUUUUUCUCCUUUUUCUUCAUUAGAUAUGUUAACUGCCCUAAAUUUGUCUGCCAAUACAUUUGCUAUAAAUUCUACUACAUCUUUGCUUCAGCUCCCUUAUGGAUUGAAACAACUUGAACUUUCUUUUUCUGGCCUUGUAGGUCAUAUCCCUGAAAGUUUUUUUGCUAAGUGCCCGAAUCUUGUUCAUGUGAAUCUUGCUUUCAAUAAUAUAACAGGUUUUCUACCUGAUAAUCUUAUGUUGCACAUUGAUAAUUUGCAAGAUCUUGAUCUGUCUUACAACAAUAUUUCAGGUUCAAUAUCAUACUUGAAAAUUGAAUCCUGCAAUUCCUUGUUGCGUCUAGAUUGGUCUGGGAACCAAAUGAUUGGUUCUCUUCCUGCUUCCUUUUCAAACUGCACAAAACUUGAAGAGUUAAUUUUACAAGAUAAUUCACUCACCGGGGAAAUCCCGCCUUCUUUUGGUGAACUUACGAGCUUACAAAGAUUAGAUCUUUCUCACAAUCAUCUCACUGGUUGGAUCCCGUCCGAAUUGGGAAAUUCAUGCAAUUCACUAUCGGAACUUAAGCUGUCUAAUAACAACCUUACUGGAUCAAUACCAUCCUCAUUCUCAUCUUGUAGUCUCCUACUACUUCUUGAUUUGUCCAUCAAUAAUUUAACUGGUCCUUUUCCUGAUUUGAUCCUGCACAACUUAGGGACUUUAGAGACCUUGCUACUUAAAAGUAACAGGAUCUCUGGAGCAUUUCCUUCUUCAAUUUCAUCAUGUAAGAAAUUACGAGUUGUUGAUUUCAGCUCCAACAUGCUUUCUGGGAUCAUCCCACCAGAUAUAUGCCCCGGAGCCAGUUCACUCGAAGAGCUGAGAGCACCAGAUAAUUCACUUUUUGGAUCAAUUCCACCUCAAUUAUCUCAAUGUUCACAGCUAAAGACCAUUGAUUUCAGCAUAAAUUACAUCAAUGGUACGAUUCCAGCUGAACUCGGGAAUCUUGAGAAUCUAGAGCAACUGAUUGCCUGGUACAACAGCUUGGGAGGUAAUAUACCGGCAGAAUUGGGAAAAUGCAAGAAACUGAAAAAUCUUAUUCUGAAUAAUAACCAUUUAAGUGGCAGAAUCCCAACAGAGUUGUUCAAUAGUGUUAAUCUGGAAUGGAUUUCACUCACAAGCAAUGGAAUGAGUGGUGAGAUUCCACGAGAAUUCGGGUAUCUAGCCAGGCUAGCUGUUUUGCAACUUGCAAAUAAUAGCUUGAGUGGUCAGAUACCGAAAGAGUUAGCAAAUUGCACCAGCUUAGUUUGGUUGGACUUGAACAGCAACCAGCUAAGUGGAGAGAUCCCGCCUCGACUUGGAAGGCAGAAUGGAUCAAAAGCAAUCAGUGGAAUUCUCUCAGGCAACACAUUGGUUUUUGUCCGAAAUGUGGGGAAUUCGUGCAGAGGAGUUGGAGGGUUGGUUGAGUUCUCCGGCAUUCGUCCUGAAAGGCUGUUACAGGUGCCAUCAUUGAGAAGUUGUGAUUUUGCACGAUUGUAUUCUGGUCCAGUUCUGAGUCUUUUCACCCGUUACCAGACUCUCGAGUAUCUUGAUAUUUCUUAUAAUCAGUUACGAGGGAAAAUCCCAGAUGAAUUCGGGGAAAUGAUAGCUUUACAAGUUCUCGUGUUGUCCCAUAAUCAGCUAUCGGGGGAAAUUCCCGAGUCUCUAGGUCAGCUUAAGAACAUGGGAGUCUUUGACGCAUCUCAUAACAGACUACAGGGGCAUAUUCCAGACUCCUUUUCACAACUGUCUUUCUUGGUGCAAAUCGAUCUCUCCAACAAUGAAUUGACGGGACGAAUUCCAUCCACGGGGCAGCUUAGUACACUUCCUGCAAGCCAGUAUGCAAAUAAUCCAGGAUUAUGUGGAGUUCCAUUGCCUGAAUGCCAGUACAAUAACAAUCAGCAGCCUACAACAAAUCCAAGUAGGGAUGGUAAAAAAGGGGCUGCUACAUCAUGGGUUAGUAGCGUUGUGAUUGGGAUUCUUAUUUCAAUAGCUUCUGUCUGCAUUCUGAUUGUGUGGGCAAUUGCAAUACGUGCUAGACGUAAGGAGGCGGAGGGAAUCAAGAUGCUUAAUAGUUUACAAGCAUCGCAAGCUGCAACAACAUGGAAAAUUGAGAAGGAGAAAGAGCCACUAAGCAUUAAUGUUGCAACUUUUCAGAGGCAACUGAAGAAACUCAAGUUUUCGCAACUGAUUGAGGCUACCAAUGGAUUCUCAGCAGCAAGUAUGAUUGGCUCUGGAGGAUUUGGUGAAGUAUUUAAGGCAACAUUGAAGGAUGGAUCAAGUGUUGCAAUCAAAAAAUUACUACGAUUAAGCUGCCAGGGUGACAGGGAAUUCAUGGCUGAAAUGGAGACCCUAGGAAAGAUCAAGCACAGGAAUCUUGUCCCUCUUUUAGGGUACUGCAAGGUUGGUGAAGAAAGGCUCCUGGUGUACGAGUUUAUGGAAUAUGGGAGCCUUGAGGAAAUGCUCCACGGGAGGCCAAGAGUGCGUGACCGAAGAAUUUUAACAUGGGAAGAAAGGAAAAAGAUAGCAAGAGGUGCUGCUAAAGGUCUCUGUUUCCUCCACCACAAUUGCAUACCUCACAUUAUUCAUCGAGACAUGAAAUCAAGCAAUGUGCUAUUAGACAAUGAAAUGGAAGCCCGGGUCUCUGAUUUCGGUAUGGCCAGGCUUAUCAGUGCCCUGGACACACACCUAAGUGUGAGUACAUUAGCCGGUACACCUGGCUAUGUCCCCCCUGAAUACUACCAAAGCUUCCGAUGCACUUCAAGGGGCGACGUUUAUUCAUUUGGGGUCAUCCUCUUAGAACUCCUUGCUGGGAAAAGGCCUACAGAUAAGGAAGAUUUUGGAGACACCAAUUUGGUUGGGUGGGUGAAAAUGAAAGUGAGAGAAGGAAAAGGAAUGGAAGUAAUAGAUCAAGAGUUACUUUCAGUAACUAAAGGUACUGACGAAGCGGAAGCAGAACAAAUUAAAGAGAUGGUAAGGUACUUGGAGAUAUCACUGCAGUGCGUUGAUGAUUUCCCAUCCAAAAGGCCUACUAUGUUGCAGGUGGUAGCCAUGUUGAGAGAACUCAUAUUACCAAAUUCUACUGGAAGCAACAGUGCUUGA
This is a messenger RNA of Fraxinus pennsylvanica, 3375 nucleotides long. The record is from the annotation of a GenBank genome assembly. NCBI's taxonomy places the organism in Eukaryota, Viridiplantae, Streptophyta, Magnoliopsida, Lamiales, Oleaceae.